This is a messenger RNA of Bactrocera neohumeralis, 1153 nucleotides long. RefSeq lists its product as uncharacterized. Gene Ontology annotation, biological process: sleep; regulation of synaptic transmission, cholinergic; positive regulation of voltage-gated potassium channel activity. The record is from RefSeq and is a predicted model, not a curated record. The transcript is spliced from 3 exons. Bases 372 to 845 code for a protein of 157 amino acids. Lineage: Eukaryota; Metazoa; Arthropoda; Insecta; Diptera; Tephritidae.
UUUACAAAACAAAAAGGAAAAUGGGAAAUAAUUUAAAAUUAAAAUUUGAUUUUUAAAAACAUUUACAAGUUCAGAUUCAGAUUCGCUUGAGACGUGCGCGUGUACGGACGUUAAUUUCGUGUUUAACCACAAGUCGAUCGUAACAAAAUUAUUGCAAUUAAAUAACGAAGUGAAUAAAGCGUUGUAUGGGAAAUAUUGAAUAUAGCAAAGCGUUGGCGUGUAUUAAGUGUAUGCUGUAAAUAUUUAAGUGCAACAGUGUUUGAAAAUAUUUACAGUUGGAAAAAUACUAAAAAAUUGAAUUUCAAUUUAAUGAAAUAAAAAUAUCUCACUUGUAGUAUUAUAAAUUAAAAGUUAUACUUCAUUAUAAAAAAAUGGCAUACACAACCUCAGCUAAAGCCCUAUUCAUCUCUACAGCUGUAAUAAUGAUCAUAUUUUGCUGUUUUAUGCCAUCGGUGAAUGCCAUCCGUUGUCACCAGUGUAACUCCCAUCUGCAGGAGGAUUGCACGGAAUUGCGUCUGAUAACACCGCGUGCGCCACGUGACGAGCAAUUCCUAACCGAAUGCGAGUCGCCCGAUAUGUUUUGCCGCAAGACGAUUACGAAAAUCGAAGUGAGCGGCGAGAAUCGCAUCAUACGCAGCUGUGGACGCUUGGACAACGACAAGAGCGCGAAGACGAAUUACUGCUUCGAUGCUGACAAUGAGGGGUAUAAGCAGAGGAUCUGCACCUGCUAUGAGGAUGGCUGCAAUGCGGCAACGCCACGUCUCGGCAAUGCCAAUCACGUGACCAUGCUGAGUGCGACCGGUUUGUGCGUGUUGGUGGCGCGAUUCCUGCGGAUUAAUGCUUAGAUAGGAGAAAUUUCUGUACAAAUCCAUUCUGGGUUGUGUGUAUGUAUUUUGCAUCGUUGCGUGAAGUAUACUAGAUUACUGUAAAUUGUUGGAACUUUGCGUUGGAGAGUGGAGUGCUUGAAGCAUGAAAUGCAUAUUAAUGAAGUUGACGCUGGAGUUGAAGAGCGCUACACUUUCUUUGUCAUUUGGAUAAUGUUGAUUUAUAUUAUUUGAUUGCUUUCAUAUCAUUUUUGUUUAAAAAUACUUCCACACGACUUUUGGACUCGAUUUAUGAAAUUUUGAUUUAAUAAAAAAUAUAUACGCAUACA